Umbelopsis ramanniana AG is the source of this 1036-nucleotide messenger RNA. RefSeq lists its product as uncharacterized. NCBI's taxonomy places the organism in Eukaryota, Fungi, Mucoromycota, Umbelopsidomycetes, Umbelopsidales, Umbelopsidaceae. The record is from RefSeq and is a predicted model, not a curated record. The transcript is spliced from 6 exons. Gene Ontology annotation, biological process: GPI anchor biosynthetic process. Gene Ontology annotation, cellular component: membrane; glycosylphosphatidylinositol-N-acetylglucosaminyltransferase (GPI-GnT) complex. The coding region runs from base 13 to 936 and encodes 307 amino acids.
AUCUGCUUCCUCAUGAAUUCCAAGCGCAUGCGAUUGAACGCGAGUGACGGAACAAAGCUGCCAUGGAGGAAGUUACUAUAUGUUAAGCAAGACUAUCCGGACAAUUAUGUUGAUGAUACUUUUCUUGAUGCUUUACAAAAAAAUGUCAAUGUGCGCUCCUACGACUAUUGGACAACAGUAUAUGAAUCAGGCGUCAUCGCACAGCAUAUUAGCAGCAUUGUCAUAUUUAUCGCCGUUUUCAUCAACUUGGAGCAACAAAAAUUAGCUACCAAUAGCUUGAUUAUAGCCGGGACAUUGAUGACUUCUUUGGGCUACAUCUUUUGGGAUUACAGUGUAGUGCAAACUGUUCCGUCAUAUGCAUCAAAAAGAAAUAAGACCGCCAAAGGAGCCUUGUUUUUUUUUGCUACUUUGCUGGGACUAUCACCGAUUUUGCGAACGCUCACCUUGAAGACAAGUGACGAUACCAUCUAUGCUUUGACCGCAUGUUUGUUUAUAGUCAAUAUGCUAUCGCAUGACUAUAGUGCCGGACCUAGGAACAUCAUCAAGUUUCCUGGAUCACUUUCGACCAAUGCAGCAAUAUUUGCCUCCGUUAUGCUAGCAUCGCGUUUGCAAACGAAUAUGGGUGUGUUUGGAUUGACGGCAUUUGCCGUAGAAUGGUUCGCCUUAUUUCCAAUUUUUCGAAGACAUCUACAGAACACAACACAGGCAGGGCACACAGCAUUAUCAAUCAUCAUGCUCGCAGCUUCAGUCACCUUGUUCAUUCACAUAUCUAAAGCUGUUGUGUUCAUUUAUAUCUUGGGAAUCACCUUUAUCACCUUUAUCUGUCCAGCAUGGCUCAUCAGAAUUCAGAAAUACAAAAAUGAAAUACAUGGCCCAUGGGACGAAGCGCAGCCCAAGCUUCAGCCCAGCAAAGAGAAAUAUUACAAGCAUCGAUAACUAACUAACGUUUUGUACAGAUUACACACCAUGUAUCAUAGCUCCUUGAAGAUUUAUUACAAUAUAGAUGACGUUAUACCCAUUAUUUGAUUCCAUGCAU